UGAAAAGUUCUUUCUACACAAUCAAAUUUUCGAUGUGACGUUUCGAUGACUACUACGAUAUGUACACUGUUACCUUCAUCAAACAAAUGACCAGCGAAGUGUAUACACACAAAAGUGUAAAAUGUGUACGAGAAGUAUUGUUGUUUUAUGAAGUGGUUUACAUGUGUGUAAAUCUGUCAAUAUAGCAGGAUCUGUGUUAUCUUUGACCUACUACGCGGAAGUAGUAUUGUAUUUCAUUUUCACCAUGUUGGCGUUUGACAACACUUGUGUUUUUUGUUUUAUAUUACUUAACGUGUAUAUUGUGUAUAGCUACUGGAUUUCUCUGCUGGCCAUCUUGCUGGUCUACUCUGCUUUGAGACCGAUCAUUAAAACCUCAAGGAGUAGGUUGGACAUAGGCAGAAAAGGUGUUUUCAUUACAGGAUGUGAUACAGGAUUUGGUCACCAUCUCGCCAAACGACUCGAUGACAAGGGGUAUACAGUGUAUGCCGGCGUCCUCAGUGAACAGAGCCCGGGGGCCAAGGCUUUACAAGCACGCCAGUCAGACAGGCUUCAUGUUAUCAAACUUGACGUUACUAAAGACGAUGACGUCGAACAAGCUCUCACGUUCGUAAGAUCUACCGGACCAGGACUAUGGGCCAUUGUCAACAAUGCUGGAAUAGAUUUCCCCGCUGAUGUUGAGUUAGCGACUGUCGACCAAUACAAGCGAUGUGCUGAGGUGAAUCUUUAUGGCAUGAUCCGGGUCAUCAAGGCGUUUCUCCCUAUGAUCAGAAAGUCUAAAGGGCGGAUAGUCAACAUGUCUAGUGUAAAAGGUCGAUAUUCCUGGCCUGGUGAUUCGGUUUACAUCGUAACCAAACACGGAAUAGAGACCAUGAGCGACUCCCUCCGACUCGAGAUGAAGAAGUUUGGGGUCAAGGUCGCAGUUAUAGAACCCGGACAGUAUGACGGAGCCACGUCUAUCAGCAGCCCGGAACAGCUGAAACGCCUGAGGAAGGAGAUUGACUAUAUGUGGGAAAAGGCGUCGGAGGAAGUUCGGCAGACCUACGGACGUUCGUAUUUUGACGCUAUCUAUCAGGGAAUGGAAAGAGAGACAAGUGGGGGACGUCAGAUGUCGGCCGAUCCCGUUAUGAACGCUAUUGAGGACUCCCUCAUCAACGUAACCCCACAGGCCCGGUACCUGGUAGGGGGGUCGUUCUCUCUCGUAGACAAACUCGGGAUUCUGGCGAAGGUCUAUAACUUUCUCCCCGAGUUUAUUUCGGAUCGGAUCGUUGAGAAGAUGACCGGAUGUGCUUCAUUUACCCGUUGAACCUUAGAAACAUCCAUGACAUAAAUGGACUCUAAUCUCGAGUCAGCGACAACAAAGAUGCUGUAACGUAAAAAUACAACACUCAUUAACAAUAAAAAUUAUACUGUUACCGGCCGAGUGAAAAAUGUGUGUUUGUAUUUGAGAAAGCGUCUUUAAUAAUUCAAAAUUAUGUGUAAUGGUUUGUUUGUAUCAAAAGAUUUAUUUGUUACCAAAAUGGAAGAAUAUUCCGCUUUAGACUGUGUGUUCCAUUGAAAUCAUGACGGAUGCAGUGUCGGUCAUAUCCGUGUACUAGUUUGUACCAAGAAAUAAUAAA
This is a messenger RNA of Mizuhopecten yessoensis (Yesso scallop), 1616 nucleotides long. RefSeq names its product D-beta-hydroxybutyrate dehydrogenase, mitochondrial-like. The transcript is spliced from 6 exons. The coding region runs from base 245 to 1303 and encodes 352 amino acids. NCBI's taxonomy places the organism in Eukaryota, Metazoa, Mollusca, Bivalvia, Pectinida, Pectinidae. The record is from RefSeq and is a predicted model, not a curated record.